Cladocopium goreaui is the source of this 1907-nucleotide messenger RNA. The record is from the annotation of a GenBank genome assembly. NCBI's taxonomy places the organism in Eukaryota, Dinophyceae, Suessiales, Symbiodiniaceae.
UCUAUUUACGAUUUACCUGCGUGUACAACGGAAUGCGUGUGUAUCCACAGCUCAUUGGAAGUUUCUCAGCUGCGAGAAGGUGAGCAAGCGGAAAACCUGCUGGGGAAAGCACCAAAAGUUAGGGUGUCCUGUAAAUUUUCCGAUCGCUUGAGGCUGAGCGUAGGUAUGAUCUGUAUGGCUUGGUGGAUCUUGGUGGAUCAUGUUUUUCCAUGUCCAGCUGGCCUCUGUGGGCGGCGUUCAGGGAUUCUCCCAAUGGCCGGGAGUUCUAUGCACACAGUCCCCUACAAAAAUUGAAGUGGGAGAUCGGAAAGGAAUGCACCCAGGGAUUCGGAGGUCGAAAGAACAUCAAUGACACGUCGGUGCCCGCCAAAGUUGGACCAGGAAGUUAUAACAUCGUCGCCUCGGCAUCGAAAUCUCGAUCUCCCUUGGAUGGCCCUGAGUUUUGCAGAACCUCCCUGGGAAGGAAGCUGCCGAGUACUUUGGUUCCUGUUGAUAUGUGUUCACCUGGUCCACACCACAGCUAUGAGGUUCGAAAACCCUUAGACCACCACCGACCGCACUAUGGAAAGUCCCACGGUAGGGGUGGCAUCUUUGGCCAUGCGCCUUGGCUUAGGCCGUCUUUGGCAUAUGGAUAUCGCGCCCCAUUUCCUGAGGAUACGGAUGGGCCUGGAAUUGCCUACAGCCACAGCGAGACGAAAGGUAUGAGAAGGACUGUUUCAAGCCUGGAAGGUGGCAAGCGUUCCGUUAAGUGCACCUUCGGUUGUGCCGAACGCUUCGUGGCCAGCAAACAGACCAGCAGCCCUUGGGGCGACAUGUACUACGCUCAUUCCAAGCUCCUUGACUCGGAGGAUUACAUGUCAAUGAACCGCACCUGUGGCUUUGGUGGAGGCAACCGCACGGAUUUCUCGAACAUCUUCAAAGGUCACAAGAACGAAGUAUCUCCGGUGACCUAUAGGAGUCGCCAAGGACCGGGACCAGAUUUCUGGAUGGCCCGGGUGACGGACGCCCUGGUGAGGGAGCCGAGGGAGAAGCUGAAUAUGACCCAGGAGGACCUUCAGGAGGUGGUGUUUAUGCAUAUUCCUUACAACUUUGGCCAUACCAUUGAGAAGGUGGCCUUCCUUCCAGAAUUUCCAGAGUCCCAGGGUCCCCUGCGCAACUUGGCCUGGGACGAAGCCAUGGCGAUCGUCGAAAACGACAUGCUCACAGUGGAUGAGAGACUUGCAAUGCUGCAGACCAAGAUGGGUGUUGGCGGCCGCAUCUGGGGACGGAUGAAUCCUGCUCUGCAUCAGAUCUCCAGCGUCACGGGCUGUCCCUUGUACUUCACCCCAGGUAAAUAUUGGCCACAAGAUGUGGCUGAAGGGUAUUUUCAAGGACAGAGCUUUGGAAUGCUCCGCGACCCCUACGAACGUCUCGUUGCCCAGUUCCGUGGCGACUUCGACGCCUACGGAGGCGGCUGGGGCUGGCGACGCCUAGUCUGUGACGUGGACUCGGCGAUCAAGAAGAAGAUGGAGGACAUCAUCUCAGGCACGCUGAGCCUGUUUGCGGAAGAUUGCACCUUCGUUCCGCAGGCGGAGUUCUUUGAUGGACCCCAUGGCAUCAAGCAUCCCGUUGACAACCGUUACUUUGCGCUCUCAGCCAACGAAUUUCUGAAAGAUCAUGGUCAUGCGAGCAUGCACAUCGAUACCAGUGACAUCCUUCAUGUGGAGGGCUGCAAUCACGUUUGGGCUGGCGAUCUGAGCUGUGAAACUAAGGCAUUGGUACGUCAGGUCUACGCCAGAGAUUUUGAGCUUUUGUGCAGCCAUUUCGGUCAUUGCGAUGUGCAUGAGAACGUCUGCCUGGAGAUGGUGCCAGACAUGUGUCCUGGCAAUUUACCCGCGAAGCACUUGCAGGGCACCUACUGUGCUUGA